Molecule: messenger RNA, 2030 nt
Organism: Phycodurus eques (leafy seadragon)
Lineage: Eukaryota; Metazoa; Chordata; Actinopteri; Syngnathiformes; Syngnathidae
Product: CD82 antigen-like
Exons: 9
Coding region: 159-926 (255 amino acids)
Cellular component (GO): membrane
Source: RefSeq, a predicted model, not a curated record
CCGUGCUGUCUCCCCAUCUUGAGCCUCCCUGACUGCGGUGAAACUGUUGUCGGCGUCCGUCAUCCAGUCUGGCCAACAGAAGCUACCUAGCUCUCAGCUACACACACACUCAAGCGCUACAACUUUUCUCAGCACUUCUUCUAAAUCAAUAAAGCAUCAUGGGGAAAGGCUGCGUGACGGCGACCAAAUACUUCCUGUUCCUCUUCAACCUCAUUUUCUUUCUUCUUGGGGCUGUCAUCAUGGGUUUUGGAUUGUGGCUCCUCCUGGACAAUCAGAGCUUCAUCGUUGUUCUCAAUGACUCCAUAGCUGUCAAGGCUGCGUGCUACAUCUUGAUUGGAGUCGGCACGUUCUCCAUGCUUAUGGGCUUCCUCGGCUGCUUAGGAGCGAUAUAUGAGAUCCGCUGUCUGCUUGGCCUAUACUUCACCUGCCUCUUGUUGAUCCUCAUUGCUGAGAUUGUAGCUGGCGCCCUCAUCUACUUCCAGAAGGGUGUGUUAAAUGAAGAGAUGUCUAAGAUUGUAUCAAAGGUCUUGGACAAUUAUCCAGGCAACAACUCAACCACAGAGCAGGCUUGGGACUUCAUUCAGAGAAACAUGGAAUGUUGCGGCUGGAAUGGUCAAGGUGACUGGAAUGGAAACAUGGUGAUCAUCAACAGUUCUCAGCUUCUGUUUCCCUGCUCGUGCCACAACAUCUCCCUUGCGACUGGAAAUGUCUCAGAGAGUGGAUUCUGCGAGGCUCUGACACCUGACUGGCCUGUAUACGACACGGGUUGUGCUCUCACCGUGGAGAACUGGCUCCUCACCAACAUUGGGGUUGUCCUGGGAAUCUGCAUUGCAAUCGCUUUUAUUGAGCUGCUGGGGAUGAUUCUGGCCAUCUGCUUGUGCAAAAACAUUCACAGGGAGGACUACACCAAAGUGCCAAAGUACUAAAGUUCACCACACUGAGUUUGGUUUGAACAGAAGCUAAUAAGGCAUUUUUCCACUCAAUUCUAGGUUAAAUGUUUGGUCCAAAUGUAAAAUGAUGUCUUAGCUUUACAUUUAGUUGAAUACUUCCUUUGAGGUGUUUUUCUCAGACCAGUCUUGUUUGAAGCACUUUAGAAAAGUUUUUGCUUUAAAAGUUUUGUUCCGAGCGCAAUGUUGCAAAUGUUUUGACUGGUUUGGAGGAACCUGGAGGAGUUGGAGGAAAAAGGGAAUGACAAAGAAGGAGGGGUGACAUUGCAGAAAUAUGUGGUAAAAUAAUGUCAGUGGUUGAUCCUGUUCGUUAUUGCCUUCUUAAGGUUUGUUUUAGUUUUUCCACGUUUGUUUUCUUUUGGAAGAUUCUGCAGCUGAUUUACACAGCUGUAAAAUUCCCCAAUUCUGGUAAUUUUAAUAAUUUUUAUUUUUUUAAAUAUAUACCAGCAUUGUGUAUGAUUUUUAUUAUUGUAUAUAAUUUGAUUUAUUCCUUUGUGUGAACUUGACCCUAAAGUACUUCCGUGUUUAUCAAUGCAAGCUGGUUACUCAUUGUACUUUCAAAAAUGUAUUUUCAUUCUUUUAUUCUAAAACUUCUUUGCUAUAACAGGAGUAAUGUGAUACUAAAGAACAACAUUUGUAAUUGUUUUCCAAAUAUAUCACUCAAUUUGUCUUGGGUGAGCAAGAACAUUGUCAUUCACAGAAUUGUUUACUAUAAAAUGUUGGGGGGGGAAAAUGUGCUUUUAAUCUAGCCACAAGGAAAGUAUGCAGAAAUUAUUUGGUUCUUUUUGUUUUAAAACAGAUUUUGACAUUCUUCAAUACUGUAGUUUUUUUUGCAAUCCAAUUUUAACUUUCAUUUGAGGAUGUGGUGUUUUUAGUCUGUAUAAAUUUUUGUCAUCAACUAUCUGACUUUGUACAGUGAGUAUGAAAAACCCUUUAUUAACCCUGUAAUGUUUUGCUUAAAGGUAUGUCUUUUUUUGUAACAAUGUAGAUGGACUGGUAGUGAAGCUGGCUAAGUAAGUUUGAACUCACAUCAUCCAUUCUAUUCUGUUUCCUUUGCCAAUAAAGUCAUUACAUUUGGAUGAA